Messenger RNA from Magallana angulata, 3265 nucleotides. RefSeq names its product A disintegrin and metalloproteinase with thrombospondin motifs adt-1-like. NCBI's taxonomy places the organism in Eukaryota, Metazoa, Mollusca, Bivalvia, Ostreida, Ostreidae. Gene Ontology annotation, cellular component: membrane. The transcript is spliced from 7 exons. The coding region runs from base 73 to 3114 and encodes 1013 amino acids. Gene Ontology annotation, molecular function: protein binding. The record is from RefSeq and is a predicted model, not a curated record.
UUUCGCAAUUUCUAUAUUCAGUUCCAAGCAGAAUGAAUAAUACCUUAUGUUAAAUCAGGGUAUUAAUUCAAAAUGGAAUCAAGCAAAAAUACAAUGCAAAUUAUUUGUAUAAUUUUCUUUGCAAGAGCCGCAUUUCUUGACGCUCAAAUAAACAAUGUUCGACUGGUAGGGGGAAACUCGCCGGCAGAAGGUCGAGUAGAGGUGUUGUAUAACGGAGAAUGGGGGACAGUGUGUGAUGAUAAUUUCGAUGACAAAGAUGCAGCUGUCGUCUGCUCAAUGCUGGGUUACAGCAGGAUGAAUGCUAAGAGUAAACAGCAAGCAUUCUUUGGACAAGGAAAUGGUAGAAUAUGGAUGGAUCAGCUAGAAUGUACAGAUUAUGACAGCAAUAUAUUUAACUGCUCACAGAAUAUUUUGGGUACACACGACUGUGGACACUACGAAGAUGCGGGGGUUGUGUGUAACAUGUUUGCAGAUUGUGGGAAUGCAGACAUUCUGAUUAUCAUGGAUGAAAGCGGAAGUGUUGGAUCAAAUCACUUUAAUACAAUGAAAACGUUUGUACGAGAUGUGAUUCGAGGUUUGAAUUCAGUUUUUUUUAGAUUUAGUGUCAUAACAUACAAUAGUUCCCCAAGAAAAAUAUUUGGAUUUCGCGACUUUGAUAAUCUAAAUGCCAUUAUGACAAGCAUUGAGCACAUUCAGUAUUUAAGUGGAGGAACGAGAACUGACAGAGCACUUGAAUACGCCAGGGUGUCUAUUUUUAACACCAAGAGGGCAGAUUCUGCUGGUAUAGUAAUUUUGUUUACGGAUGGAAUGUCCGGUAACUCUCAAAACACAAAAGACGAAGCUGCUUUACUGCGCAAUGAAGGAGUGCGCAUAUUUUCGAUUGGGGUUGGAAGUGGACCUAACAUAGAAGAGCUUCAGUCAAUCGCAUCGUCACCUAGCGAUGAACACGUCUUCCAAGUAUCAUCGUUCAGCGCUCUUUCACAUAUUCUCAAUGCAGUGCAAACCAGAACAUGUCAAGCGUCUGUGGAUGGUGGAUUCAGUGAAUGGGCUAUGUGGACACCAUGUAGUAGGACGUGCGGACAUGGACUCAAGUCAAGACGCCGGACAUGUACAAAUCCAGUACCUACCAGAAAUGGCAGAAACUGCACUGGAACUUACUCAGAAAAUACAGUAUGCAGUAUAGCAGGCUGCCCAGUGGACGGUAAUUGGGGACAUUGGAGUUCUUGGUUAGAUUGCAGUGUGACAUGCGGUACCGGCAAUCAAAUACGGAGAAGAUUAUGUUCAAAUCCAAGGCCUGAAAAUGGAGGUCGACAAUGUCAGGGAUCUAGCACAGAUACACUGACUUGUAAUCUUGGUUCUUGUCCUAUUCAUGGGGGUUUAAGUGAGUGGAAUAUGUGGUCUGUUUGCUCCGUUUCCUGUGGGGGUGGAUUCAAAACAAGAGAAAGAGCAUGCACCAAUCCAUCUCCACUACACGGGGGAUCCAAUUGCUCAGAUUAUUUUACAGAUUCAGAUAUCUGCAACACUUUUCCUUGUCCUGUAAAUGGUGGUUUUGGAAAUUGGGGUUCAUGGUCGGUGUGUUCCAAAAGCUGUGAAGGGGGAUAUAAAGUAAGGCGGAGGCUUUGUAAUUCACCAACACCCGAGUAUGGUGGUAAAAACUGUAUAGGAAAUGGUUCACAAAACCUAGCGUGCAACGAACUGCCUUGUCCAAUUAAUGGAGGAUUCACUGAAUGGAGCAACUGGACUGAUUGUUCCAAAAGUUGUGGAGGGGGUUUGAAUAUACGUAAUCGAUCAUGUACCAAUCCGUCACCUAAAUAUGGAGGAAAGCAUUGCAAAGGUAGUUUGUCUGAGACUCUAAAUUGUAAUGAGCAUCAGUGUCCUAUUGAUGGUGGUUUUUCAUUAUGGGGUGCAUGGUCCUCGUGCACUGUCUCUUGUGGUGGUGGAACCUUAUUACGAUCACGAUCCUGUACAAACCCUUCUCCUUUAUUUGGAGGUAAAAACUGCACUGGUAAUACCGAGCAAAUUAUAGACUGUAAUAUACAACUUUGUCCGAUUGAUGGAAAAUAUGGCGAUUGGACCACAUGGUCACAGUGUUCUAAUUCAUGUGGUGGGGGCUCCAAACUAAGAUUGCGAAGAUGUGACAAUCCUCUUCCUCAGAAUGGAGGUAAACAAUGUAACGGGAUCAAUGAAGAUCAUUUACAUUGCAACACUCAACCGUGUCCAGUUGAUGGACACUUCAGCGAGUGGGGGACAUGGACUCUUUGUUCUCAUAGCUGUGGAGGAGGCAUAAAAACGAGGUUUAGGCUGUGCAAUGAUCCUUUUCCGGCGUUUGGUGGAAAGAAUUGCUCGGGUUCGUUUCAACAAUUUUUUCAGUGUAACCCAUUACCAUGUCCAAUUGAUGGCGGUUUAAGCAUAUGGAAUGAAUGGUCACUCUGUUCGUCAACUUGUGGUGGAGGUAUUCAAAUAAGAAAUAGGUCAUGCACAAAUCCUGUCCCACAAAACGGGGGGAAAGAAUGCGAAGGGAAAACUACGGAUUCUCUCGAAUGCAAUAUUAAUGAAUGUCCAGUAGAUGGAAAUUUUUCUGAUUGGGGGGCUUGGACAAUGUGUUCGGUUACAUGUGGAGGAGGAACUAGAAUGCGAAGUCGCACCUGUACAAAUCCAUCUCCACAAUUUGGAGGAAAGGAAUGCUCCGAUGAAUCAGGGCAAUCUGAAAAUUGCAAUAACAUCAGUUGUCCAGUAGAUGGGGGUUAUAGCGAAUGGAGUGUAUGGGCAGAAUGUACCGUCCCGUGUGGGGGAGGAACUUCAAUGCGUGAAAGAACUUGUACAAAUCCAUCGCCACAACAUGGAGGUAAACAAUGCGAGGGAGAAGCUAAUGAAACAGUGGAGUGCAACACAAACAUUUGUUCAAUUUGUAACAACCCCGCAAUGGAAUUUGAAUGUCACAAUAAGGUGCACUGUAUAGACAAAGAUUAUGUUUGUGAUGGUUUACCAGAUUGUGCUGACAAUAGUGAUGAAAUUCCUGCUGUGUGCUAUGGUGGCGGUCAAGCCGAGAUGACUUGUCCAGAGGGCCUUUAUCGGUGCCCGGACGGUUCCUGUAAAACCGGGCCGGAAUGUUAAUGUUGUGGAACAUUUUGUUUGAGGAUAUUAAAGUACGAUUACUGAGUACAUUUAUGUAACAUGCUUUCUCCUGCUACUCUGUCUUCAAUGUAUAGUAAUUUUAUGCCUUCUUGUUUUAAAAAAUAUGCUUGUACUUGCAUGCUAUUUGUUA